Molecule: messenger RNA, 2852 nt
Organism: Belonocnema kinseyi
Lineage: Eukaryota; Metazoa; Arthropoda; Insecta; Hymenoptera; Cynipidae
Gene: cert
Product: ceramide transfer protein
Exons: 7
Coding region: 787-2568 (593 amino acids)
Biological process (GO): ER to Golgi ceramide transport
Cellular component (GO): Golgi apparatus
Molecular function (GO): phosphatidylinositol-4-phosphate binding
Source: RefSeq, a predicted model, not a curated record
UUAUUUUUAAUCACAUGCGGUGACGCGGGUCCUCAUUAGUUUACUUUUUUCCAUAAAGUUCUAUAAUGUCUUGUCUAUCUGUCAACUGCGCCAGCCCGUCUAUGACGUAAUUCAAUGCAUAUAAAGUGGUUUACAGAUGAUUUUGUUGCUUUGAUUCAUACUUUUUUUAUAGUCAUUUUUCAUCUCAAAUAAUUAGAAGUAAAGCAUUCGCAGUUGCGACGAGACGCUAGUGCAAAAUGCAGUCCAAUGGAGGAUAAACAAUUGUUUUUAGUGCAUUUUUGAAAAAUCGUAAUAUUUAAACAGUGAAUCAUAACCCCCAAAUCUCAGUCGUUAGAAAAGUUGUUGGAAUUAUCAGUAUUUGAUUACAUCAGAAAAGAGCCGUCCAGCGAGUGUAGUGACAUAUGCCGUUGAUAAUAAUGAAUAAUGAAAAAUACGAUUUUCCAUUAAGUUACUAUAAGUAACAAGUGGGUGGAGCAUUGAUUAGCAAUAGGAGAUACAAGUUAUCGUGAAUCUUGUUGAAUUGGAUUACUCAGUGCAUUGUUUCCAUGGCUCGCAGUUUAUCAGGUUGUGGAGAUUGUGCUCGUUCUGAUUAAGUUUAACCUUGCGACAAGUUUUUGCCUCUUCACUCGAUUGUGAUAUAAAUAUUAGCUUGUCUGGUGACAAUAUAUCAGUGAUUACAACAUCAUAUCUUUGAUAAAACCUGGCAUGCUGGAAUUAAAGCUAAAGUUAUAAAAAUCUUGAAUUUUGAACGGGUGUUGUGAGUUUGUUUUUGCUUAGCACGUAAGAAUGGCUAAUGAAACAGAAGUGCCGAGGCAUAAUAUCGAAGAAGUGGAGUAUACGGAAGCUGAAGUUGAUGCAGAGGAUGCCGACGAGGAAGGUUCGGAUGGUGUUGUGGUGCCGGAAUUACAAGGAAAUCUCUCAAAGUGGACGAAUUAUAUUCACGGAUGGCAGAGCAGAUUUAUAGUUCUGAAGAAUGGAACUCUAUCUUAUUAUAAAUCGGAGCAAGACAGCGGAUUUGGAUGCAGGGGGUCCAUAAGUCUUUACAAGGCGGAUAUUAAGGGUCACGAAUUUGACGAAUGCCGGUUUGACGUAUCUGUGAAUGAUUGCUUGGUAUGGUAUUUACGAGCAGAAACUCCAGAAGAAAAACAGCGUUGGGUGGACGUCUUAAAAUCUUACAAGGCAGAGUCGGGAUACGGCAGUGAGAAUAGUUUGAAACGUCACGGAAGUGCAAUUUCACUGAUAUCGAAUACACAGUCGACGACAAGUGCGGGAAGUUUCAGCAAGCGGGGAGUCAGGAGCUUAAAAGAGAAGCUCGCCGAGAUCGAGACCUUCAAAGACAUUCUGAUUCAGCAGAUUGAUACGCUUCAGAAGUACUUUGAUAAUUGUGCUGAGACCUCGAAAAAUGUAAAGAGCAAGAGCCUCUUCCCCGAGGACAAAGUUGAUGGGGCAUUUGAUCCUGCGGAACAGUCGGUAGAUUUUAAGGGAGAAGCGAUCACUUUCAAAGCAACGAGUGAAGGAGUUCUUGCGACUUUGCAGCACUGUCUGGAAUUAAUGGGACAAAGGGAGGAUGCCUGGCGUCGACGGUGGGAAAAAGAAGUCGAGAAAAGACGCAGGUUACAGGAUUUGUACAAAAAUUUGAAGGACCAAAUCACAUUACACAGUGGUGAAUCUCUCAGGCCGCGGGUUCUUAUUCACGGAGGCCCAGAUUAUGAGGAGGGUCCACACAGUGCGCUUUGUGAUGAAGAAUUCUACGAUGCAGUGGAAACAGGAUUGGAUAGAAUCGAGGAAGAAAAUUUGUUGAAGGAUCGACUGAAGCAAAAGUCGGUUGUACGUCCAAUGACUCCUACAACUCCUGCGGCUAGGCACAGGCUUUGGCCUGAGAUAGAGAAGGUGACUAUGGAGCAGUUGCAUUAUGCCAGGCUUGGAAUGGGAGCCGGAAGUUGGAUGUUGUUCGCUGAGGAUGGUGACAUGCGAAUGUACAGGCGGGAAGAAGAAGUCGACGGUUUAGUUGUAGAUCCUUUGAAAGCUUGCCACAUGGUGAAAGGAGUCACUGGCUACGAAGUGUGCAAAGUUUUCUUCGGCCCUGAGUACAGAAGUGGAUGGGAAGCCACUCUAGAAGACAUGACUAUUGUCGAAAACAUCUCAAAGGACACCCUAGUUUUUCUACAAACACACAAGCGAAUCUGGCCCGCAAGCCAAAGAGAUGCUUUGUUUUGGUCGCACAUGCGUAAAGUACCUGACGAUCAAGACCCGGACAAUCACGAUGUCUGGAUCGUCUGCAAUCACAGUACAGAGUAUGACGAAUAUCCGGCAAAUGUUGGUAAAUGUGUUAGAAUUUAUUUGACUGUUUGUCUUAUGUGUCAAACAAUUGUUGACCCGCCAAAGGACAGAGAAAUCACGAGAGACGACAUCACAUGUAAAAUAACUUAUUGCUCUGUUGUUAACCCCGGUGGAUGGGCUCCAUCGUCCGUUUUACGUGCCCUCUACAAAAGGGAAUAUCCGAAGUUUCUGAAACGCUUUACCCACUACUGCAAAGAGCAGUGCAAAGACAAGCCAAUUACAUUCUAAAUUGUUUUAAUAUUUUUUUUUUUUAUAUUAUUCUCGCGAAUUGUGAUGAUGCAAGCAGUGUAUUUAUUGAUGAAACAACACGAAAUUGAUUUUGAGAGACGCGGACGAGUUUUGCUAAGCCCUAUUAAGAAAUUCUUUUGAAAACUAUUUCCGAAUUUUUUUUUUUUUUAUUUUUCUCGAUUACUUUUUAUCUGACCUCUUCUGAAUACAAGGUGGCCGUUUUAAUAAUAAAAAUUUAAAGUGGAACUUUUGUCAUUUUAAAAGUUUUCGUAAUUCAAAAAUGU